AUGAACAGAGAGGUGUCGAGCAACACGCAUGACAACAGAAACCUCCCCUAAAACUAUUUAUCCUGAGAACAAACCGUGACAGGAUUUCGCUGGUCGGCCUGAAAAGCUUUUAAGUUCUCCUGAAAUAACCAGAAAGGGGAAGAAAAACGUGCUCGUGGAAGAGAAAGACAUUUUGAAAUGUUCUUCUUCUGUGUGAGGAGGAUUUUUUUUCUUUUGGUGAGAAUGUGAAGAAGCGGACACAGGGACCGGCGGCAGCGUCGAACAAGUUCGUUUAUGGGAGAACACAAAAACACACACAAGAGGAGCAGAGAAUAAGUUGUAUUUGUGCACAGGGAGCCGUAACUUGCUGUGUGUUUUUGUGUGUGCGUUUCGAGUGUCAGACACACAGACAGAAGAAUCAUCCUCGGGUGAUUGCUGUUUCUGUCUGGCUGUAAUAUCACUCAGAGCAAUAAAAGUGUCCCGGAGAAGCCUUGGAGGAGACGGGACGCUGCUGAGUGGUGGGCUCAGCUUUUCUAGCAGUGUGGAGCUACUGCUGCUGACUGAAUGCAGAGCAAACAUUGAAGGCUGUUCUCCGGACCUCCCUGAAGCUUCAGGGGAGAUUGUCAGAUGUGGACCCAGCGCUCAAAGCCCCUGGCCUGGCUGCGGGGAUGGCAGCCUCUGCCCUGAACCUGAACGGCCUUGGAGUCAUGAACAGCAGUAAUCAGUUUCACACCCAGCCAGGCUCCUCUAGUACCACCUCACGAGCUAGAACCAGCCCAGUCGCCCGACCUGUGCUGCCGGUUCCAGAUCGGAGCACCUACUGCCAGUUACUGGGUGGAGGUCUUCUUAGCCCAACCAGCCCUAAGACAAGUCCCCGAGCCCUUGGUCAAACCUUUGUCUUCCCCCCUUCAUCCUCGCUCUGCCCCAGCCCCACCCCUCGUGCUCGCUCCCCCUCCCCACGAAGCCCGGAGCUUCUAGGAGUCAAUGUGGGGCAGCGGGUUCGACGCCUGAGCUCGCCCGGCGGUGAAGAGAGAGGGGAAGGAGACGGGCAGGAGGAAAGGGGGGGAGAGACGGGAGGGGGAGAGAAGCGAGAGGAGAGGAGACGCCAGGCACAGCUGCUGCAAAUUCACAGAGAGCUGCAGAACGUUGAGGUCAAGGGAAAAGUUGGCAUGUUUGAGGCCCACAUAUCGGGGAGUCGUGCCCAGGUUCUUAACAGCGAGCUCCAGCGCAGCCCUCGAUCUCCAAGACGAUCAACUAGCCAAGCCCCUUCCCAACCCAGCCAAGGAAACACACCGCUUAAAUGCCCAAUGACCCAUCCACAAGAGAGUCAUGCAGCCUCUGUUGUCCAAAAUGGUAGAGAAAGGGGGGAAGAAAUAACGACAGGAGAAAGGAGAGAGGGAGGAAGGAUGGAAGGCGAGAAGGACAGUAGUGCUAGUAAAAUGAACACAGAGAAUAACACACUGAUUGGUCAAAAUGGCCGCCAUUCAGAAACAACAAUGCAAACUCCCUGUUCAGAAGGACCGUUGGUUGUUCAGGCAUUAAACCCUGAUGCAAACACAGACAGAGAGAAAAAAGAGGGAGAAAGACUGAGAGACGAGGAGGGAGAAAAAGACAGAAGGGAGGUAGAAAACAAACAAAUGCUGGAAGAUGAAAGAGAACGGACAGAGGGAGCGGUGAGAGAUGAGAAAGAUGACUGGAUGUAUCCUGGGAUGCUGCUCCAGACAGAGGCAAACAGGUUGGAGGCUAACCCACAACCCGAUGCUCCGUGUCAGGCACAAAGCAGUGAGAGUGCCCCUUGUUUGCUGGACAUCACAGAUCAAACCUCCAACCACUCUGCUUCCAUCCCUCCCUCCAUCCCUGCAGUGAUAAUAACUGACCACGGUUUGGAAGGCCAGCCUCAAACUUCUGAUGGCUCAGACCAGGGAUUAUCCCGCACCCCUAGCCCCAGUUCUAGCCCUGUCCCUGGGCCAUACUCAUCCACGCGCUCCCUCAGAAAGCUGUCGUCCUCCUCUGCCUCCUCGGCAGGGUUCUCCUCUUCUUGGGAAGAGUCGGAGGAAGAUAUUUCCAGUGAUACUGAGAAAGGGGAGCACCUUCUCAACCCUGCACUCCUCAGUUCUCAACAGAAAGCACACAAGUCUUGGAAGAAGAUUAAGAACAUGGUUCACUGGUCUCCAUUUGUUAUGUCCUUCAAGAAGAAAUAUCCCUGGAUACAACUGGCUGGGCACGCAGGGAGCUUCAAGGCGGGAGCCAACGGCCGCAUUUUAAAAAAACACUGUGAAUGUGAGCAGCGCUGCUUGUCCCUUCUGAUGCGGGACGUGCUGCGCCCCUACGUCCCUGGUUACCAUGGAGACGUAGAGAAGGAUGGCCAGAAAUACAACCAGAUGGAGGAUCUGCUGGCGGAGUUUGACUUUCCAUGUGUUAUGGACUGUAAGAUGGGAGUGAGGACUUACCUUGAAGAAGAGCUGACCAAGGCUCGUAAGAAGCCCUCUCCAAGACCCGACAUGUAUCAGAAAAUGAUUGAGGUUGAUCCCAAGGCGCCUACAUCAGAGGAAAACGACCAGAAAGCGGUGACUAAACCCAGAUACAUGCAGUGGAGAGAGACCAUUAGCUCAACAGCCACCCUGGGAUUUAGAAUAGAGGGAGUCAAGAAGGAGGACGGGACAGUGAACAGAGAUUUUAAGAAGACAAAGACGAGAGAGCAAGUUACUGCUGCGUUUCACGACUUUGUCAAAGGAAAUAAGGACAUACUGAACUGCUAUUUAACCAGGCUGAAGGAAAUCAGAGACAUCCUGGAGAUCUCCCCAUUCUUCAAAACCCAUGAGGUGAUCGGCAGCUCCUUGUUAUUUGUUCAUGACAGUAAGGGACGGGCCAAAGUCUGGAUGAUUGACUUUGGGAAAACCACGCCUCUUCCCGAAGGGGAGGUACUAACCCACCGAGCAUCGUGGAUGGAGGGGAACAGAGAAGAUGGCUACCUUUUUGGACUUGAUAGUUUGGUGGACAUCAUUUCAUCCAUGGUGAACUCGGAGACUUGAAGUCUGGGGAGUUUCUUUUUUUAAAGUGAACCUUUGGACUCACAACAACGACUUCCACUCAUUCUUCCUUUCUCUAGGGAACACUUUGGACUUCCUCAAGGACUCUUUCACAGACAUUUGUCCUCAUAUUGGUAACCACAUCAUCCCAUUACAAUGCGUCAUGAGUCAUUGAUGGGUGCAGUCUCUUUAUUCAUAAUCAAUGGAGAGUCAAGAUCUACUUCUUCCACAUUCAUAGACUUCUUAUGUUGUCCUUAACCCCUCAAGGUUCACUAAGUAUCGCGGUAAUCCAUGAGCCAGCAUGCAUAGUAUCAUUAAUGUUAUUAGUUCCACCUGUGCUUCUUCUUUUAUGACAGAAAUGUAUUCAUUGUACCUGUAAGACAACAUUUUUAAUAAGAAGUUAUCAAUUUAAAAGCAGAAAAUUUAGACUGUUUUAUCCAAAUCAAAAGAUUGAACUAUUCUAUAUUUUUGUUAUUGUGAACAAAUUCCAUGAAUUUCCUAAAACAGCUGGACCAAAACUACUCAACCAGUAGUUAUUGGGAACUAUUUUCAGCUGUGAAUUUGGUCCUGUAAUGAGUAUUUAUGGCAGCAGAACAAUGCGUAUGAGAUCAGCCAUGUUCAUCAUAAUGAAGAACCAUAUCUCAAAAUGCAACAGCGUGGCACCUUAAUGUAUUUUUCUAGUUUUUGAACAGUGGAUCUCUAAGGAACAGAGGACUAUGCUGUAUUAGGCUUUGGAUACGCAGACAGUACUUGUUAGUGGGAUCAGGUUCUUGUGGGUUUUGGUCUUUUCAUGGGAUUUGUUGACAAUAUGAAAAAUAGAACAUCACCAGACUUGAAACCCACUGUGUGUGGAAAUCAAAAAAUUCAGACUCCUGGCGCCCCCAGGUGGUAAUAUCAAAAAGAACACAGUUAAUGCCUAAUUUUUCAUUUAAAAAAAGCAAUUAUUUAUCAUAAUUGAUAAAUAUUUAUCCACAAUUUUCCAUCCUAAUUUGACAGAUGUCUUAGUUAAAAACAAUAUAUAUACAUAGUGGUUUUAAAAUGGCAGAGGUUAAACACUCGCCUUGACCUUAAAUACCAAACCUUUGGGACCCAUUCAUUUUAAAUAACUGCCUUGUUUUUAUAUGUUAGAUUCCCAACUUUACUUAGAUGAAGAUUUUUUUUUUCUCUUUUUUGACCACAACUUCAGCACAUUUCCCAUUUUACAUUCUGGCACUUAAUUACAUAUACACUGUUAGAGACUGUACAGUUGAGUGUGUUUUUACUCACAUGAUUUUAGGUUUGUUUUACAGUGGAAAACAAAACUGGUCUCUUGUCUGUUUUUUACUUCAGUUUAACCAGUUGCACUCAAAGCCAUAGACAGAGUUUAGAUACUGUAGGUUGGUCAUUGACAUUUUCAAUGGCAGCCGUGUUUGCUCCACAGUAAUCUGGCAAUAACUGGCAAUUAGGUGGAGUGAAUAUAUACAUCUGUGAGUAGUUACAGUUUGUAAUGGAGGGCAUUGUUUCAUAUGUAACAUAUUUUCAGCCAACAUGGUGUCCAGAAUACUUGCGUGGCCAAACACUUAUUACCCUUCUCACACUUUGUAGGGAUUGUUCACAAUGUACAGUAAGAUUUAUUAUGUUAGAUGAUGUUUUUUUUUUUAUUGUAACAUUAUUUUAGUCAAACCCUGUGGAACACUUACAACCAUGAACAAUCUUAUUUAAGCUAUACAGUGCCUUGACAUAACAAAGCCAAGUCAGACAACUGAAAAUAUGUUUCUACUUAUUAGUAUUGUCAUAAUGCAUUUUUCUCCUAGUCUUAACUGUCGGUUCCUGUGCUUAGUCUUACAUGGGUGCAUGUUUAUUAUCCUCUUAAAGUUUGAGCUUAAUUUGUAGUUCAUUCUGUUUUUAUUUAUAACAUUAUAUUAUGUUCUGUUUUUGUUUUCCAGUUAAUGGGAUACUGUGACAUUUUGAAUUCUGGGCUGUUAUGCUGUUUUGUCUUCAAGCAUGUGUUACAGUAUGAGUGAAAGUUAAACUAUGAGGCGGGUUGCUGACAUUGUGGAUAUUGUGGACCCUGUAUUAAAACCAUUGGAUAUGGCUGUAGAAAAAAUUGAUAAUGUUCAAAUAUUGGUACCCAUUUAAUACAGUCACUUAAAAAAUGGUCUGGCUAAUGAGAGA
Molecule: messenger RNA, 5162 nt
Organism: Toxotes jaculatrix (banded archerfish)
Lineage: Eukaryota; Metazoa; Chordata; Actinopteri; Toxotidae
Gene: itpkb
Product: inositol-trisphosphate 3-kinase B
Exons: 12
Coding region: 648-3011 (787 amino acids)
Biological process (GO): inositol phosphate biosynthetic process
Cellular component (GO): nucleus; cytoplasm
Molecular function (GO): inositol-1,4,5-trisphosphate 3-kinase activity; inositol tetrakisphosphate kinase activity
Source: RefSeq, a predicted model, not a curated record